CAUCCUUCAGGACGUAUGCUGUAUAGUUGUCCAGGGAAGAAACUGUCAAUGAUAUUGUGUUGCAUACACUCUAAAAUAUUCGAAUUUUUUAUUUGACGGCGGCUUUUCAUAGUUAUAAAUUCUAGUUACAUCAAUUUUAAAUUAAUUUUGAAUAGGUAGCAAAUAUGUUAUUACGGACUAGUAAGUGUAAAUAUAGAUUAGCGGUAUUGAUACGGGUGUUGUUGUUAGGACUGCCGAUUUUUCAUUAUCUCAUGUUUGGCGAUGGUGCAGUAGAUGAAGGUGCGACAGAUAAAGCUACAUUUUCCUCUCGCCAUCUUUUGACUCUGGAGCCCGAAAAAAAUUGUACACGCCCUGCCAUCCUGGAAUUCCCACCGGAUGGACUCUCAAGAUCUCAGAGAAAGCAUGGCUUCAUAAUCGUUCACUGCGUAAUAGCUUUGUACUGUUUCCUACUCCUGGGCGCAGUUUGCGAGCAAUACUUCGUUCCUGCCAUCGAGAUUAUAUGUGACCGAUUAAACCUGGCCGCCGACAUUGCUGGAGCGACGUUCAUGGCAGCAGCAAGUUCGAGCCCUGAGCUGUUCAUAAACUGUAUCGGAACAUUCGUGACCGAGGGAGACCUCGGCGUAGGAGCGGUGGUGGGCUCUGCCGUGUUCAACGUUCUGGUGGUACCGGCCUGCUGUGCUCUCGCAGCUUCGAAGAUGAUAGAGCUGGAUUGGUGGUCAGUGUCGAGAGACUGUUUGAUGUACGCGGUAGCCGUUGUCGCCUUGAUCCUGACGCUGCUCGAUGACGUGGUGUACUGGCACGAGGCCUUACUGCUGGUCCUCAUGUAUACUCUAUACAUCCUAGCGAUGGUUUUCAACGGUCGACUCGGGAGCUUUGCUAGGAGUGGAUGUUGUUUCAAAAAACCAAAGCCAUACACGGAGGUUACACCUCUUUUAUAUAAAGAAAAAUCAUAUGGACUAGAUUUAACAAACAGAAUCACCGUGGAGGAGCAGCGGAUUAAUGAAUUGGAGGAAGGAAUUUCAAUUACGUCAGAAUCGAGUAUGAGUUCCAUUCUAUCUUGGCCAGGCUCCAAGUCAUCAUUCAUGUCAAGAUGCCUCUGGAUGCUAACAUUGCCUCUUAGCCUGGUCCUCUGGCUCACCAUUCCAAACUGUAAGAAGAACCCUCGCCUUUAUCCUGUCACCUUCAUGAUGUGCAUCAUUUGGAUUGCUGGAGUAUCGUACUUAGUGGCGUGGAUUAUUACAAUCAUAGGAGAUACAUUGAAUGUACCGGACAGUAUCACAGGACUCACUAUACUUGCCGCUGGAACCAGUCUUCCCGAAGCUGUCUCAAGCGUUCUCGUCACAAACCACGGUCAUGGAAGCAUGGGUAUCAGUAACACAAUAGGAUCAAAUACGUUCGACAUAUUAUUGUGUUUGGGUCUACCUUGGCUAAUCAAAUCAUUGUUCUAUCCAUGUGUCCCUGGACACCAUUGGGUUAAUAUAAAUUCCAGUGGCUUGUCGUACAGCGCCAUCUCACUUCUGACAACGUUAUUUGCUCUGUACGGGUCUCUCGCUCUUAAUAAAUUUCAAUUAGAUUGGAAAGUGGGCUUAACUUGCAUAAUUGUGUAUAUCGGGUUCCUAACAUUGGCGGCACUGCUAGAGUUAAAUGUACUUUUUGAAGUUAAUCUUCCAAUAUGUGCCCAUUAGCUCAUACCACUGAGUUCACCAGUUAACUAAAGCAGGCACGUUCACAGUACUCACAGCAAUAAUAAGAAGAAAAACUCUUCGUUUAAAAAUAUAUUUUCAACCGAGCUCGAAAACAGGAGGAGGUUGUCAAUUCGACUUUAUUGUUUGUAUGCUAUUACUCUAUAUCUUGUACUAUUGUAUCUAAACAAUUUUUUUUGCAUCACUUUACAUAAUUAUUGUAAUUAAAAUGAUUUGUAAAACGAUGAAGCUGAAAUUGUUGAUUCUCAACCUUUAAAAAAAAGUCUUGUCAUUCAUUAGUGUGAUUUCCUUGACCUAUAUGAACGAUGUGAUUUUGAUUUUAUCAGAAAUAGUGAAAAAUAGAACGGAAUUUUUUGUAAGGAAGUCUAUCAUUGAGUUACUACGCGUUUGAGGGUUUACGGCCGCUUUCAAUAACCUAUCUCUCCUUAGUUUAACUUACUAGAGGUAGACAAAUUCUAUUACGCUUACUUACAUUUUAAUAACCUAUCGACAUAUUGGACUAUAACUAUAUUGGACAUAACUAUGGAUAGAUAAGAUCUUGUCAUUAAACGGUGAUAGCAAUGUAUCCGUAACGAGAGAUGCGUUAUUGAAAACGGCCGUAAAUGGACAUAUUUUAUAGAAUGGAGGCAAAGAUUUAAGGAUAUUGCAAAAUAUAUUGGUCGGUUGUCAUUAUUUAUCAUUAGCUGGCUAAGAAUCAGCAUGAUUUAUAAAUAAUUAAAUUGUUAGCAUGCAUGUCUUGAUAAUAAAUAUAAAAUUUUAAGUCAA
This is a messenger RNA of Leptidea sinapis, 2468 nucleotides long. RefSeq names its product sodium/potassium/calcium exchanger 4-like. Gene Ontology annotation, biological process: calcium ion transmembrane transport; intracellular calcium ion homeostasis. Gene Ontology annotation, molecular function: calcium channel activity; calcium, potassium:sodium antiporter activity. Lineage: Eukaryota; Metazoa; Arthropoda; Insecta; Lepidoptera; Pieridae. The transcript has 11 exons. Gene Ontology annotation, cellular component: membrane. The coding region runs from base 165 to 1685 and encodes 506 amino acids. The record is from RefSeq and is a predicted model, not a curated record.